AUGGAGGUACAUCAUCAAGCCGAAGAAGCUGGAGCCAUUCAGUUCGACAAUUUCUUUGAUCAAAAACCUGAUGCAGUGGGGAAACUUGGGUUCUCACCACAAUGGAGAAGCUCAGAUUGAGCAUUUUGUUUCACCAGUGGAAUGGCUGCUGUUGCUCAUCAUGUAGGAACAGGUGAGGAGAUUGUUGCUGGAGAUGACAUUUAUGGAGGUUCCGAUUCGUUACUAUCACAAAUAAUCCCAAAGACUGGAGUUGUGGUGAAAUGAGUGAACACAAGUAAUUUAGAUGAGGUUUCAUCUGCUAUUGGCCCCUCGACGAAGCUUGUGUGGCUGGAGAGUCCUACCAAUCCUCGACAAAUCAUUUCUGAUAUUCGUAAAAUAGCAGAGAUGGCUCCUGCACAUGGUGCUAUUGUGUUAGUGGAUAACAGUAUAAUGUCUCCCGUAUUGUCACAGCCACUGGAUCUAGGAGCAAACAUUGUUAUGCACUCGGCCACAAAGUUUAUUGCUGGACACAGUGAUGCCAUGGCAGGUGUUUUAGCUGUUAAAGGCUAUAGCUUGGCGAAACAGUUAUAUUUCCUACGAAGUGCAGAAGGCUCUGGGUUAGCUCCAUUUGACUGUUGGAUCUGUUUACGAGGAAUGAAGACAAUGGCAUUGCAUGUUGAGAAGCAACAGACUGCGUCUGCAGGGAGUGUGAAGUCCCUUAUAAGCCUGCCCUGCUUCACGUCUCAUGCAAGCAUACCAUCCGCAGUGCGUGAGGCCAGAGGUCUAUCAGAGGACCUUAUUCGUAUUUCUGUGGGGAUCGAGGACGCAAAUGGUCUGACUGCUGACUAG
Messenger RNA from Pyrus x bretschneideri (Chinese white pear), 828 nucleotides. RefSeq names its product cystathionine beta-lyase, chloroplastic. Gene Ontology annotation, biological process: transsulfuration. Gene Ontology annotation, molecular function: pyridoxal phosphate binding; carbon-sulfur lyase activity. NCBI's taxonomy places the organism in Eukaryota, Viridiplantae, Streptophyta, Magnoliopsida, Rosales, Rosaceae. Gene Ontology annotation, cellular component: cytoplasm. The record is from RefSeq and is a predicted model, not a curated record.